UCUAGAACUCGUUCUGGCUCUUUAUCACCCUCAACCUGAUAACGACGCGACUAUAAUCUUUUUGAUACGGUGCAUGAGAAUUAUCAGUCUCAGUUCGCCACUAUGUUGGCUCUUCGCGACCAGGAAAACCUGGUAAACACCCACCAGACUGCCGCGGCAGCUAAGCCCUUGAACCAAAGCAAGCAGCUAGCACCCAAGACCCCCGGCAAGCCACGAAAUGACGAGAACAACCCGUUGGCAUUUGGAAAUCGCACGGUGAAGGGCAAUGGGAAUCGCCAGGAGAAUGGAAAACCGGGCAACAACGCGUUCAUGACUCCGAUGGUGAAGGACCGCGCUCCUCUGGGCAUGAAAACGACCAAUCUCAAAGCCAACAACCUCCAGACGCCUGCGCCCUUUGGAGGAACCACCAAGCAACCGAAGACAAACCGCAGACUGUCGACUGCCCAGAAGAUCAGAAAAGCUGCUCCAGUGACACAGCAAGCUCAGACCAAAGUCCACAUUGACGCCGCUGUGGAUGAUGUACCGGAUAUUGAAUACAUGCCGCCGAAGCCUAGAGAUCUUCCGGACCUUCCAGACGAUGUGACAUAUGAUACUACAUUCCCCCAAUUCCGACCGAAGAAUCGAGCUCUGGGUUUGGAGAGUGUUUACGGAAAGCAACAAGUUGGCAGUGAUGGACUCACAGCAAAACAGCGCAAGUUCAAGGAGGAUUCGGCGGCGUGUGACAGGAUGGUGGAUGAUAUGAUUAUGAAACAACUCGAGGACAUUGGUUUUGAGAGCUCCAGUGAGAGCGAGUCCGUAAAGGCACUUCAGCCAAAUGCGAUCCCAUCAAAAAGACCUACAACCACACGACACACUCGCAGUGUGUCGACGCUUCGAGCCCGUGACGCUGUCGCUGCGCUUGGCGGAUCCCAGCCGACUGCUGCACCUCGAGUGGCUUCAACCCCCAAACCACGGGUGGCGUCGUUGGCAUCGUCACUGGUUAUGCCCAAGAGGCACGCCAGGGUCCCGUCUAACCCUUCUUCCAUGCGCAACACUGCUGCUGCAGUCAACUCUCGGACGACCGUUGGCUAUUCUAAGGGACGCAGUGUGUCGUCCACCCUACGGGAGAAGCAAUCCCAAACGCAGAGGCCCUCCAGCUCUCAAGUCCUGUCUCCCGAAACUUAUAUGCAGCUGUAUGGACCCCCUCCGCUGGACUCGGAAAUGUGGACUCGUUGCAAAGCUGCUGGAUGCUUCGAUUCCCCGGACGAGAUCACCCAGGAACCGGAAGAACCACUGCCCACGUUUGACGAAGAUGAUGAGGCCCAGAGCUUCCAGCUCACUCUGUAGGGGUCCAUUACGAAAGAUACUCAGCAUCGAAAGGGGAUUACAAUUUUACUUCACUAUGAUUAUUGAUUUGGCAUAUGGAGAUCGGCAUUGGCUCAUAGGAAUUGGCGGGAAGCCGAAGGAUCCUGGCGUUAUGGAAUAGUGUUAAUGUACUUGUAACUGGAUAGCUUGCCGUUCAACCGCGGAUCAUACUGUUUCAGGCGUUCUCCACUCUCAUGAUGAUCCUUUGCCAAGCCACAGAGAGGCGAGGCCACACAUGCAUGUCCGUUAGGGACCACGUAGACAGUACCGGAUUCUAGGAAAGUGUGAUUCCUCGGCAUUCGCUGCUAAUGAC
This is a messenger RNA of Penicillium samsonianum, 1657 nucleotides long. RefSeq lists its product as uncharacterized. The transcript is spliced from 3 exons. NCBI's taxonomy places the organism in Eukaryota, Fungi, Ascomycota, Eurotiomycetes, Eurotiales, Aspergillaceae. The record is from RefSeq and is a predicted model, not a curated record. The coding region runs from base 103 to 1326 and encodes 407 amino acids.